CAUAACGGGACAGCUGUUACUUAAAGGUUAUGUUUAAAAUAUUAAUAAUAUAAAAACAACAGAAUGAGCAAUUUACUAAGAUUACUUGCAAAUCCAAGUAAAAAUGUUUGCAAUAAAACAACACCUGUACGACUUUUAAGCCGCCAACCACUAGCCCAAACUUUAAAGGAGGCCUUGACUUUGAAUACUAGAGUGUUUAGAUACAAACAACCAGUCACCAAAUCUUUUAGCGGUCUACAGCGUUCCAACUUAUGCACUAGAGCAUAUGACAUAAACACAAAUGUUACCAAAGAUGUAAUAUUAUACAAAUAUGAAAAUCCGGGAUUUUUUAAAACAUUAAAUAUAUUUGGUAUAUGUCAAUUUGUGUUUUGGACUUAUUUGUCUCAUUUUGCUUUUACCACACUGAGAGAUGCGCCGGUCGAGCAAAAAGAAGGCGUUGAGUUGAGAUGGUUUGAACGCAUAAAUUUAGGGGAAAAUAAAUAUCGUAAUGGCAUUACGGCCAUGAGUUUUCUUAUAGGCUAUGGUAUUUUGGCAGCCGUUUGGAUGUUCACUUUGCGCUCUGUGCGUUUCUUAAUUCUACGUAAAGGUGGUCGAGAUGUUACUCUAGUUACUUAUGGCCCUUUUGGUCAUAAUCGCAUAAUGACAGUACCCCUAAAGAGUAUAUCCGCCCAGCAGCCCAGAGAAAUGGCCGAAGUGCUUUUACCUUUAAAGGUGCGAAAUCGUUCACUGUUCUAUGUGCUUGAUAUGAAAGGAGAGUUUAAGAAUACCCAACUUUACGAUUAUACUGCCGGUCUUAAUAGACGUUUUUAAGGUUUAAAUAAAAUAGUCUAUUUAAUUUGUUAGUUAAUUAAUAAAUCAUUGUAAUUUAUUGUUGAAAAGUA
Messenger RNA from Lucilia cuprina (Australian sheep blowfly), 881 nucleotides. Its product is annotated as transmembrane protein 223. NCBI's taxonomy places the organism in Eukaryota, Metazoa, Arthropoda, Insecta, Diptera, Calliphoridae. The record is from RefSeq and is a predicted model, not a curated record. The transcript has 2 exons. The coding region runs from base 64 to 810 and encodes 248 amino acids. Gene Ontology annotation, biological process: nervous system development. Gene Ontology annotation, cellular component: mitochondrion.